Messenger RNA from Thalassophryne amazonica, 1352 nucleotides. It is a transcript of the gene rad51ap1, whose product is annotated as RAD51 associated protein 1. The transcript has 9 exons. Gene Ontology annotation, biological process: interstrand cross-link repair; double-strand break repair via homologous recombination. Gene Ontology annotation, molecular function: double-stranded DNA binding; single-stranded DNA binding. Bases 199 to 1188 code for a protein of 329 amino acids. NCBI's taxonomy places the organism in Eukaryota, Metazoa, Chordata, Actinopteri, Batrachoidiformes, Batrachoididae. The record is from RefSeq and is a predicted model, not a curated record.
AAGUACGUCACACUCGUUGGCGGGCUGAUUAAAAACAACAGUUCGGUCACAGUAGUGACGUUAAUCAGUUUCACGCGCUGAUUACUUAGAAUGUAACAUAUUUCACACAUCUAAUGAUCAGAUUCACGUUUUAAGAGCAGCUGUCGGGGAAGCGCUAAAUUAGCUUUAUUAGCUUUCUGUCCUUUUUGUGGAUGGCAAAUGCUAACGUUAGCUAUGGAGCGACCAUCAAGGAAGACAAAGGUUUUGAAUUAUUGUGAAUCCCAGGAUGAUGAUGAUGAGGAUUUUACUUGUACGAAGGCACCACCCAGCAAAAAAGCCAGAGAGGAUAUAAAACAGCAAGAACGCAAGAAAUCAUUGAGCAAAUCCUCCAGUCAAGAGAUCGACUCACAGUCCACAGCGAGCCAGAACAUCCGACGACCGUUGGAUGAGAAGUUGUACGAACGCGACAUAGAAGCAGCAAUUACACUUUCCUUGCUUAAUUCUGCAGAUGGGCUCCAAGAGCAGCCCCCAACCAAUAAAGGAGACGUCAAGGUUCAGUUUCCAGUCGAUGAAAACACAGAUCCAGCAUCACUGAAGCACUCUAACUGCAGUGUGGACAGCACAUUGCUUGGUCUAGACAAAAUUACAACAGAGAGUGAAUCCCCUUGUUCCUCACCCAGACAAAGAAAAGCUGCCAGUAAGCUCAGUGAGGUACAGAAAAGAAAGUUUAAAGAUGAAGACGAAGACUACGAGCCCAAAGCAACACCAGAUUCAGAAAGUGGCGAUGAUUUCAGUGAUCAAGCUGCGAGCGAAGACGAGGAAUUUACAGUAAACAAUGCCCGAAAAUCAAAGAAGGAGAAAAUGAGUGAGAAAACAAAACGACCUUUGUCCUCAAAGAAAGAAAAGAAACCACGCAAGGCGCCAAACCCUCAAUCUCAGGCACAGGCAACUUCCACUCCAGUGAGAAGUCCUACAGCAAAGCCUGCACCAGAAUCCAGACGGCCUGCCUCGUCCACAGUUUCCAAACCUGCAGUCUCCCUCAGCCCAGCAGGGGGCAGAAUACCCAAAUGGAACCCACCAGGCUUAAUUGGGAAAAGUCCCACAUCAUCCCAGAAUCCAGCAGUGAAGUCUCCAGGUCAUGGUCUGCGACUUGGACUGUCCCGUUUAGUCCGGGUCAAGCCUCUUCACCCUGGUGUUGCUACUCACUAAUAUGACCGCGUGUCCCUUUUUAAAAAAAAUACUCUUGUAAAUAUUUUGUUUUAAAAGGGAUUCCGGGCUACAUUGUGACAUAUUGUUAACGUAUAAAACCCACAUUUUGUUCCACCUCAAAGUAAAAACACUUUGUGCCUUAUAAUUGCCAAAACAGUACUUGU